This is a messenger RNA of Cheilinus undulatus (humphead wrasse), 997 nucleotides long. RefSeq names its product sterile alpha motif domain-containing protein 12-like. Gene Ontology annotation, biological process: cell surface receptor protein tyrosine kinase signaling pathway. The transcript has 4 exons. Gene Ontology annotation, cellular component: cytoplasmic side of plasma membrane. The record is from RefSeq and is a predicted model, not a curated record. Bases 130 to 408 code for a protein of 92 amino acids. Lineage: Eukaryota; Metazoa; Chordata; Actinopteri; Labriformes; Labridae. Gene Ontology annotation, molecular function: protein binding.
CUUGAGGCCUAGAACGUGCUCAAGGUAGCAUUCCGUGGAGGGAACAGGUACGGAUAAGGUUCGCCAUUAAUACUUUAUCAGUCUCAAACGGACCCGGAUGGAGCUGUUUGCUGACGUUCUCUCUGGGUGAUGGAUCUUACAAAACGAGUGUCACUGUGGUCCGUGGAGGAGGUUCUGGAGUGGGUGCAGGAUCAGUAUCCAGCCCACAUGGGCACGCUUCAGAAAGCCAUCAUUAAACACGCUAUAUCAGGCCGUGCGUUGCUGAGACUGAAGGAUCAUCACCUGGAGCUCCUCGGCGUGGAGGAUGAGGAGCAGCAGCAGGAAAUGUUGUCAGACCUCCUCCUCCUCCGAGUUCAAGAAGAAAUUGAUGAACUCAAUGACAUCUGCGAGGAGUGUUUUUCGCCAUAACAGAAAAUAGAUAACUCCAGGAGAAGUGCAGCGUACUUUUUUAUUUCCUGUCCGUCCAUUCAUCCAUGUGAAGGAUGGAAAUAAGAAGAGAAGGUGAAGAGAAAGAAGAAUCAAUGAGGAAGGACGAGAGCGAGAAACCCAUUUCCUGUGUGAAAUUUGAGCGCUGCAGAUGGAUGAGAUUAGUUUUUGUCUGAGCAUCUUUUUUUCUGAUCCCUGCUGUCCAUUCGUCUUUGUCUUUGUCUCUUGAACUCCAGCGGUGUAAUAGGAAAUAUUUUUAGCCAUGUCAGCUUCGUCACCAUGUGGUUGGCCUUUUCUCUGUUUGUCCACUAGCUUGGUCGGGACUGAAAUGCCUCGACAGCAGCAGGAGAACAAGGAGCUUUAAAAAAGCAGCUGUUGUUUAAGGUGUCAGUCCUUGUAUUUUGACUGUUGAACCACAACCAGUGAUUACAUUUCUUAAGUGAAUACCAUUUGCAAAAUUUCUCUCAACAUUUCAUAGAUUUACUUGUUUUUUUAUACUGCUGUAUUUGCUAAUGUGAUGAAGCUGAUGUGAGUGAUAUGGCUGGAAGAAUUAUAACUUGUUAAGUCCUUA